Suillus subalutaceus is the source of this 2049-nucleotide messenger RNA. RefSeq lists its product as uncharacterized. The coding region runs from base 262 to 2049 and encodes 595 amino acids. The record is from RefSeq and is a predicted model, not a curated record. The transcript has 3 exons. Lineage: Eukaryota; Fungi; Basidiomycota; Agaricomycetes; Boletales; Suillaceae.
UUUGCUUCGGCUAUUCUACAGGGAACACCGUACUGUAAGUACUCUGCAUCUAGCGGAAAAAUGCCGUUUUAGCGACAGUGGUGGACCAUAGCCGCUACAGUCCAAGUGGAACAAUGUCUUGUCACGUCUCAUACUGUCCACAAGGGAGCAGCGGAUGGAGUCCACAGUGUUGUGAUCUCCACAAGUGGUCACACCCAAGCGAACAAAUCACAAGAAGACCUGUGGGUCUGUGAAUCAUUGUAAGAUUGGUUAUAUAUAAGAAUGGGUGUUAUGCGAAUGCUUGAACACCACCAACAACUUUUAAUCAUGCAUCGCGCUCUUGAAUCUGAAGAUAUCAUCUAUGCCGUGUUAGAACACGUCAAGUCCUCUGCGAAGGACUUGGUGAACGUAGCGAUGACCUGCUCCACACUGGCAGGUCCCGCCCUCGAUAUCCUCUGGUCCGAACAGUCAAGUUUGGCACCACUCAUUAUGUGUCUACCGCAAGACACCUGGGAGGUCGCAGAGGAUCAAACUAUCGAUCUUUCCAGAGAGCCAGCUCCCACUGAGUGGGAGCGUCUCAGAAUGAAUGCAUCAAGAGUGCGCCGGCUUCUUUUUAAUAAAUUCAGUAGCGUGCUUCCCCCGAAGCCACAUCUCAUCCCGAGUGGUCGUACCCUACAGAGGAUUUUCGAGCAGUUCCCUCCCGCCACACUCUUCCCAAACCUUUGCGCAUUGGAUUUCGAGGCCAUAUUCGGUCGGUCGGAGUAUAGUUCGAAAUUCUUGCUACUUCGGCAGUUCAUGUCGCCUGGAUUGGAAGUGCUAAGGUUUGAUGUACCUGGAGGCGUCCCAACGUAUGAAGUAGAGCAAUUGCUUGAUGCUCUUCCCGUAGAAGCGUACGGCCUGCGUCAACUGUUGAUCUCAGCGGGCCAUGAUACCACGACUUUUACAGUUCCUCCGAGUUUCGAAAAGCUGUCCAAGUUAAUUAUACUGAGCAUUCACGGAAUAGAUGCGUGCCUGACGAGGCAGACAAUCACUAAUAUCCAGCAUGCUCGGUGUCUUCAAACUCUCAUGCUUACUUUGCGCGGGACCUCCAACGAUGCGGGUGUCCUCGAACACCUCUGUCUCUUUGGCGGUUCCUUACCACAGUGCACACACUUCAUUCGUCAAGUCACCACCCGGCAACUAUCACAUAUCAGUAUCGGGUACUCUAAACCUGCUUCCCCGACAGAAAUCACCGCAUUCGUGGAAUCAUUAUCCACCUCGUGCCAAAUUGGAUCCUUGGAACAGAUCUAUGUGAUGGACGCAUCAGAUGGCUGUGGCCCUGAGCUCGCGAUCCCACUCCCCUCCGAAAUCUUCCGGCCCUUGCUCAAGUUCAGCAGGCUGUCGUCUGUCAAAUUCAUCGGCAUUGGAAACUACCACCUUGACGAUAGGUUCAUCAAUGAUGUCGCAGUUGCCUGGCCGGAUAUUCGGGAAUUGAAGUUCGCUUCAAGGAGACGUGGCACUUGUAACGUCACCUUCACCGCCAUGAUGUCACUGGCGUCAAGGUGCAGAUUGCUGCACACCUUACAUCUGACGUUCGAUGCCACACAACCGACAACAAUUCCUCGAGCACCGGACGGGACGGAGGCGCUUUGGCCCACGCAAACAGCCCUUCAAAAGCUGCAUCUUGGGCACUCUGAGGUGUCGAAAGUUGCGCGCGUUCCAUAUUUCCUAGUUGAGGUAUUUCCAACUCUAUCGGAUUUCAAGUGGUAUGACUACUUUGGGGAUUCCGAUAUCGAUAUCGUUAUGGAAUCAGCACUGGUGGAAGCAUGGCAACAACUGAGAUUACUUCGGAACUUGGACGACGACGACGACGAUGAUGAUGACGACGACGACGAUGAUGACGACGAUGACGAUGACGACGACGACGGUGACGACGACGACGACGACGACGACGACGAUGAUGACGACGACGACGAUGACGACGACGACCACGACAACGCCGACGACGACGACGACGACGACGACUCGGGUGAGGAAUGGGGGGAGGAGGAGGCGGGGGAGGAGGAUUCAGACGACGAUGACUGGAUGUGA